Eurytemora carolleeae is the source of this 7943-nucleotide messenger RNA. RefSeq lists its product as uncharacterized. NCBI's taxonomy places the organism in Eukaryota, Metazoa, Arthropoda, Copepoda, Calanoida, Temoridae. Bases 340 to 7758 code for a protein of 2472 amino acids. The record is from RefSeq and is a predicted model, not a curated record. The transcript has 60 exons. Gene Ontology annotation, molecular function: protein binding.
UUGAUCUAAAAAUGUAAAACUUGAAAAUUUUAUCUUGAACAAUACCAGAGAACAAACUGAAGAAGAAAAUUGUUUUAUGUAGAGAACAGUAAUGAAUGAUACAUAAAGAGAUCGAAUCAAUGACUAAGCUGAAUCCAGAAGAGACGGAAAUUAGAUAAUACCAUUCAAGUUCACGCGUGAUCCAAUUUUGUACUCAGUGAUCCCUCCAACCCGGAGGAGAAAUAAGCCGAACCUGACCUAUGUAAGAUCUAUCCCGGAGAGGGUGGAUCCAGUAUCCGCCCCUGUAUCUCUGGGAGAGGGUGGAAGAAAGCUCCGCCCUGCCCUGAUGUUCAACUAGGAAUGGUGUUGCAGUGUGACUGGGCAGUCGUUCAAAUAAUUCAACUAACUAACGACGGAACUGGGUUUGGGUUCGGGAUAUCAGGAAGCAGAAAUAGUGGAGCAGUGGUGAGAAAUAUAUUCCCCGGUGGUGCAGCAGACAGGGAGGGACAUUUACAAAAUGGUGAUCAUCUGCUCCAGGUGGGAGAAGUACGGCUCUGGGGUAUGGGAGCAGAGCAGGUUGCAUCAAUUCUCCGGCAGGCGGGUCAAGAUAGUAUCAGGGUUGUGGUCGCUAGACCUGUUGAUCCCAACACUCAGAACCUCAUGGCGAACUGUGCUUUGGUCCCGACAAAAUCCUUAUCUGAUCCAUUAGAACUAAAUCGAGCUCUAGCCGCCAGCCUCGCCCCACAGGUUGUGAAUAUGAUUGCCGGGGUUCCAUCUCUUCAACCGCAUCAGGUCCCGGUAACAAUAACAGUCACGAACGGGUCCGAACCUACUCCUGCUCCGUCCUGUGCUAAAGUAGAGGCUGAGAUGGUGAAAACCCAAGAUCCUCUGCAACCCAACCCUGCUCCAAAGGUUUUAACGAACAUUACAAACUCAUUGCCAAAGCCACAAGAUUUCACGAGGAGCGUAUCUUUUCAAAAUGAUCCUGAUCUCACAAGACUUGUUAAAUCCUGCUCUCCCUCGGGACUCUCUGGUUCUACACCUGCUCUAGGUUUGGAACCUCUAGGAAUUCCGAAAAGUGCCUCAAACCCAAUAUCCCUGAAUCCAACCUUGCAAAAAGAUAUGUAUCCGUCUUCAAACAGAUCUGAGGAGAAACCCAAUCCAACAUCCUCUUCCGGACUAGUUGAUGAAGCUCAACCCUCUUCUACUUUCAUCGAACCCGGAGCAGAGAAGGAAAAACCCUUGACUGAUCCUCAUACUAACCUGGAGACUGAUACCAUCUCUGCAGUCAAGUUGAGUUUGCAUGUUAUCAACAACAUGGAGAGAGUACAGAGGGACGUUGGACUUCAAACUAUUCUAUCUCCGGUCUAUGAAGAGUCUAGAAGUGAGUCGAACCCAGGAUCUGAACGGUUGAGUUCUAACUCCGGGACAACAACAUUUACUCCGGGUCCUCUCGUAGAACACCAGGAAAGAGCGGGAGGAGGAGAAGUAGGAGGAGCAGAAGAAGGAGUAAGAGGAGAAGCCCAUAAACCUGACCAAAGUUUAGAGACAGAGGAGAGAGAAAUAGUUGAGAUUAGACUGGAGAAGGAUGAGAGAGGUUUAGGUCUAACUGUUGCCGGAUAUAUCUGUGAGAAAGCAUCCUUGUGCGGGAUCUUUGUAAAGGGAGUUGUUCCAGGCAGUGUAGCAGAUACGCAGGGACACAUUAAACCUAAUGAUCAACCCCCCUCCUCAGUUAACGGAGAACCACUGUCAGGAUAUUCAAACCAGGAAGCUGUAGAACUUCUGAAAAGAACUGGACAGACAGUUUUCCUCAAGAUUUACAGAUAUCCAGGAGGACUCAAGUUCGAGCAGUUACAGGAUGGAACUGAGAGCAUAGAAGGGAGCGGGAGUGAUAUCUACACGUCCUCUAGUGAGAUGGAGCUCCCAAUAUCUACAUCAAGCUCUAGUGAGAGAGAGAUCGGAACACCCCUCCUCUCAACCCUAUCCUCUAGAGGUCCUAUGACACCUACAUCCAUGUCCUCCAGCAAAGGACAGUCUACGCCUAAGCUUGUACAAAGAAGUAAUCUUCGACACUGCUCAUCUGGUAGCUCUCAGGAUCAGGAUCCAAACAUUUUCCUGCAUAAUGAUGAUGAACCUAUCAAUGGGGGUAUCCGGAGACGAUCUGGUGGCAACAGUCUUCUCUCCAGCUCUAGAACCUCCCUGGAGAUAGAGGUAGAAAGAGUAGAUGAGAGGAACUACUGCAGUAGAAACACAGACUCUCUAGAGUUCUGCUCCGAGUGCUCCAAAGAUCAGGAUUGUUCAUCCUUACUCCCAUACAGUUCUAGUAUUCCCAGCUCCAGGUUCAGCUCCUAUCCGGCUACCCACUGCACCUUUAGAAGUUGUUCUUGUCGUGCUAGAUGCAGCUCAUGCAGCUCUAUCAUUAUAUCACCUGAACCACUAGAACAUGAGGAUGGAGAGGAUGAGCGAGGACGUGUUCUCUGCAACGUGUGUCUCCGGGACCAGGAGGAGGAAACCAGGGAGAUUAUCAUCGAUCAUUCUUCCAUCGUGGAUGAGAUGCAGGUUGAGAAAUGCAUGGUUACUGUUCUGCCAGGGUUUCAGGGAGAAUACUCCAGUCCUAUAGUGGAACUAAACCCGGAUUAUCAAUUCAGUAGAGAUCUAAACCAACCCUGCUCUUCAUUUUCUCAACUCAGAUGUCCUGACUACCCACUGCUCCAUGUUGCUCCCCUGGAUGAGGCUGGGUCUCAUCCAGGGGAUGAGACCCAACCUUUCCCACUGGACGAUAUUCAGUUCGUAGAUGAUGAUAAGGAUGAUUCGGAGAUAAAUGAUCCAUCUGCUGGUGUUUACUAUGGUUCAGGACAUAAUCUGAGCAGUUCUCUCCAACCUUAUCCCGGAACUGGACUUUCUGGAAACCGUUCAACUCUUCCUGAUCGAAUAUCUAAGGAUCUGAGAAGAGAGGAUCGGACAGAUUUAUCCUUGUCUCCAGAACCCCUCGGAGCAAGGGAAGGAUUGCGGGAACUGGAGAAAAACUGGGCGGAAAUCAUGGGAUCCGGAUAUGAUAUUAUUGCUGCAGUAGUAGAGAAGGAUACUGGCUCCGGACUUGGAAUUAGUCUGGAGGGUACAGUAGAUAUAGAAGAUGGAAGAGAGGUUCGGCCUCAUCAUUAUAUCAGAACAAUUCUUCCCUAUGGUCCAGUAGAUUCUGCUGCGGUUUUUAGGAGCGGAGAUCAGCUAAUCCAGGUUAACUCAUUUUCUCUGGUUGGUGUUCAUCAUGAAGAAGUUGUGAGAACUCUAAAGCAGGUUGGAAACACAGUAGUUCUUGUGUGUGCCCGGAGAACCUCUGCUCCAGGCUGGACCCAGUUGACCGUCAACCUGACCCCUGACCCUAGCCUAGAUAAAUCGGUCAACCUGACCCCUGACCCUAGCCUAGAUAAAUCGGUCAACCUGACCCCUGACCCUAGCCUAGAUAAAUCGGUCAACCUGACCCCUGAUCCUAGCCUAGAUAAAUCGGUGCUAAACAAAGACGACAACAAGAUUUCCCCCACCCUAGUAUCAUCAACCAGUCUCAAGCAGAAUUCCUGCCUUCCAAAGGAUGAACUAGAAGAAAAUGUAUUCUCCUCUCAGCUCAAUAUGGAGGAAUCCUUCUCACAAUCCUCAUUAGUAAAGGCCAAAAGUGAUCUAAGCCUGAACAGCCUUGAUCCUAGCUCCUCCACACAAGCCAGACCAUUCCGCAGCAGAUCCAAGUCCCUAGAGUCCGUCUCUCCCCCCGGAGUCUGGUCUAACCAGGUGGAGGAGAUAGUUCUAGUCAAAGCGGAAAGAGGACUUGGAUUCAGUAUUCUAGACUACCAGGACCCUUCCAAUCUAUCAGAGACUGUGAUCGUAGUGCGUAGUCUUGUUCCUGGUGGUCCAGCUUAUCAGGAUGGAAGAUUGAUACCCGGUGAUAGGAUAGUUUAUGUAAACUCAGACAAGCUCAACAAUUCCUCUCUAGACACUGCAGUUCAGGCCUUGAAAGGAGCGGAGAGCGGGUUGGUUAGGAUUGGAGUGUGUAAACCCAUAUGUCCCGAAACAUUGUUUUCUACUGUUGCAUUGCUGGAACCUGAAGAUUUAGGUUCAAGUGAUAAAAUUGCUCAAGACCCAUCGCUAGAGUUUGAUUCAAGUGACCUUAACGCUAGACAGCUACCUCUACCAGUACCUUGCCCUCAGACAGAUUCUACAGAACAAGAACUGAUCUCCUUUCCUCCUCUCUCCGCUCAACCUGUUCCCAGUUUGGAAAACCCGCGAAAAAGAUUGAAACCCCAGACUUUGGACCUUGAUGUGAAAGUAAACCAACCCUACCAGAGAAUUGUUUAUCUUGAUCCUGAACCCGGAGAAAAGUUUAAAUCUGAACCGAGCUGUGUAAUCCUACCAACACUCACCAAAUAUUCGAUUAGUGUGAAGAAGCAAAGAAACGAAUCUCUAGGACUAGUGGUGGAAGCUCUAGCCUGGGAUCUUUGUGGUUGCAUGGCUCGAGCAAUUCAAGCUGGGUCUCCGGUAUACAAGGAUGGUAGGAUACGCUUAGGUGAUAUGAUUAUUAGCGUGAAUGGAGAGAACUUAUGGCGGGUUACAAGUAUCCAAGCUCAAGCGGUUCUAAACAGAACCUUGCCAAGUCAAACCGUGCAAAUAAUAUUCAUCCCAGAGGAGGAUUUGAAUUCUGAGGAACCAAACCUUUCUUUCGGCUCCUCCUCUUCUCUACCUCUCUCCGAUAUACUAGAGCAGGCGGAAAGUGAACUGAGUGACUCGGACCAUGGAGGAAUCUUCUCUCCUGACCUAACCGUGAAAUCUGCAGCAACUCCGGACUUUUUACUUGAAAACCUUCCAGAAACCGUGAUAGACUGGGUCGAGGAGGUUACACCUAACCUAGAGCAGGAUCUUGAACCUUCUCAAAGUGUUCUACAACCUGGUAUAGUUCCAACAGGCAACAAGGACGGAUUUGAGAAGGACGGAACCGAAAAGGACGGAUCUGAGAACAACAAAGUUGAGAAGGACGGAUCUGUAAAGGACGAGGUCGAGAAGAACGAAGUUGAGAAGAACAGAGUCGGGAAGAACGAGGUCGAGAAGAACGGAGUUGAGAAGAACGGAGAUAAGAAGGUUGAGAACUGUGUAGAGACUGGAGAAGGGAAGGAGUCUCCGAACCUGAAGGGUUCGGAGAAAAAGAUCUGUGAUAUUGUGAACCCCAAAGAGAAGAGUUUGAUCAAUCCUACGGAUAUCUGGGAGCAUAUCCAACCCUCUUCAGAUUCUCAACAUUCUGUAUGGAAAACCAAUAAACCAGUAGGAGGUAGAGAAGGAACCGAACCUAGGAUGGAAAAUAUGCAUACUCAGGUUGAAAAAGGAAAGCACUGGGGACCUAAACGCUUGGUAGAAGUAUGCCGGGAGGCUGGUCAACCCUUAGGAAUAUCUAUUGUUGGCGGUAAGGUUGAAAUGACCGGUGCAGCUAGUAGUAGUGUGGCAGGCAUAUUUAUCAAGAACGUGAUUCCAUCAAGUCCGGCCGGAAGAACCGGAGAUCUGAGUACAGGAGACCGUAUUGUAGAGGUUGACGGAGUACCUCUCCUAACCUCAGACCAGGAUAUAGCUGUGGCUGCUAUUGCUAAAGCUGGAAACCCAAUUAGGUUCAUCGUUCAGAGUCUACAGAAACACAAGGUUGGAGAGGGGAGGACGGACAUUAACCAUAUAAACCACACCUCAGUGGAUGAAAAGGUUGGGAAGGCUCCACCGAAGUUAAUAAUCCCAGAUAUAUUUUUUGGAACUCCAAAACCUAAUGGGCCCACUAGCAACGGUUUUUCAACAAGGUCCUCCUCCUCAUCCAACAAUGAGAAACGAGAAGAAACUAGUUUUGAAGAGGAUAGAAACGGGAACCCAGGGAACCCGGAGGGACAAAUUCAAAUGAAUUCUCUGACAGAUAAUAUUCCUCUCAUAGAUGAUGAUGGAGACGUGAACCAGGAGGAGGAGGAGGAUAGAUCAAUGAUGCAGAGUGAGAAUUCAUAUUCAGCUCUAUCCACUCCGGAGGUUAUGUCGAAUGAGCAGAGUUAUAAUUACAACAAGGUGACGGAGAGACCUUUGGUUGGUAACAAUCUAAACGAACUACGCCCCGUUGAAGACUACAGUAUGAGAUCAGAUAGGUCGGGUAGUCCUCCACCAGAACCAGAGCUCAUCCAGGCUGGGUUGACAGAUCAGGAGAAGCAGGAUAUCACGUCUAAGAUGGAUGUAGCCAAGAGAGAGGACAGGACGGACUGGAAAGGGCCCCAGGGACAUGAAGACGAGGAUCCAGUCGAAUGCAUGAUCGUGGAUAACAAAAUAGUUGACAAGAAAGUUAUUAUGAGAAAAGCAAGCAUUAAGUCUGAACAUGGUGGGAAUGAUUCUGAUUCUGAUGAUGAUGAUGAUAUGACCGAAGAGAAAAAUUGGGCCAAGUUGGACGGAGAAGUGAUUAAAAGUAUAAUCGAACCUAAUGAGUACGGAUUGGGAUUAUCACUUGCAGGACAUAGACAUCGUGAGACGAUGCGAACCUACAUCUGUGGUCUCCAUCCUAGAGGGAAAGCUUUCCAGGACGGAACUCUCAAGGCCGGAGAUCAGCUAUUAAAGGUUGGAGAGUAUUAUGUCGGGGACCGGUGUCACCUCAACGUAACGACAAUCAUUAAAGGAUACUCUACGACCAGUAGUCUGGAGAUUGUAGUGCUACGGAGCCCAACUGGUCUGGACAGCUUAGCGGUCAAACCAAUCAAUAAAUUUCCUCUUCUGCUAGAUGAUAUGAUAUUCGAGAGUGAAGAAUUUCAGCGGUUUGUAAUGAAACGAGAGCUGAAGGUCCAUAAAGGGAAACAGGGUCUAGGGAUUAUGAUUAUAGAAGGGCAGCAUAAAGCGACCGGAAACGGUAUUUUCGUCUCAGAUAUACAAGCAGAGUCAGCAGCAUUCCAUGCUGGGUUGAAAGUCGGAGAUAUGAUCCUUGCAAUCAACACGGAAACCUUUCUCAACAUCUCCUAUGAUACGGCUGUGUCCGUGAUUAAAAGCCUGGGCGGAAAUGUGAAGAUGCUUGUGACCAGUCCUAAAGAGGAAGAGGAGAACAAAAAUAAACCUGGAGCUAAACCUGGUCUGACACCUCGAAGAGAAGUUGACUCCAAGACCCCCGCGCAGCCCGGAGCUACAAAAGCAGCAGUGGAACCUGUAAAAGAGGAACCUGUUAAACCUAAAGAGGAGCUGACCGGCAAGGUUGACCUGAAGAAGGAGAAUGGAGGAUAUGGAUUAAGUCUGGUGGGAGGAGUGGAUACACCUCUGGGUGAAGUUCUCAUCCAUGAGAUAUUCCCUGAGAGUGCUGCUGCUAAGUCUGGAGUACUCCGUCCUGGAGACAGGAUCAAUAAAAUCAACGAGGUCGAGCUCAAGGGUCUCACACACGAUGCUGCCUUAGACACAUUACGCUCUACAAUAGACAAGGCUGUGCUCCACUAUGAGCACCGGGAGGGAGACCAGGAGAUAGAUCUGUUCCAACAGCUGGAUAUCACACUCAACCGGAAACCUGGAAAAGGGAUUGGAAUUAGUUUAGUCGGACGGAGAGACGGACCCGGAGUAUUUGUCUCAGCUUUGGUUUCCGGCAGCGUGGCUGAGGCAAGCGGUCAGCUGGUUCAGGGAGAUCAAAUUAUUAAAGUUAAUGAAAUAGAUUUAGAAAAAGCAAAUCAGGAUACCGCUGUUGCUGUGCUGAAGGCUGCUGUAGGAGAUAUCAAGAUUAAAGUUAAACGUCUCAAUGCUAUCACUAAAUCCUGAGUGAACAUGAACAGUCUUUAAACCUGAACCCUAAGGGGCCACUCUAUGCAAACCUACUCAGUAUUAUCCCUAAGUAGAUAUGUGAGCUAAAACAAUCUAUAAUUUAAAUCAAUAUUUUUGUAUAUUAUCGAUAUCAAUGUGUCUACUUUAUAGGAUGAAAGUGAGCUUAUAAGAAAGAAAUCAGG